Messenger RNA from Cylindrotheca closterium, 657 nucleotides. The record is from the annotation of a GenBank genome assembly. NCBI's taxonomy places the organism in Eukaryota, Bacillariophyta, Bacillariophyceae, Bacillariales, Bacillariaceae.
AUGAGUGAAGAAGCCAACAAGAAAGCCAAGACUGCCCUUCCUCAAGCGCCUGAUGAAGAAUGGCCCGAGGCUUGGAUGAUGUGCGAUGACGACAAGAUUGAAGAUCAAAAGAAAGAAAAUCGUCAAGAUCCUAAUGCCAAGAUCACUGCUGCUGACAUGCGCAAGCUUGGAAUCAGCUUCUGGAAGAUGGAUGCUGAUACCUUCACUUAUCCCGUCAAGGCCGUCCCGUGGGACCCAAAGGAUGCUGUCGAUCCACGCUUGUCCCAACUUCGUGACGAUCGUGGCUACUCUUAUGCCGAUAUCAUCACCAUCCAUCCAGACCACUUGCCCGGUUUUGAUGCCAAAAUCAAGGCUUUCUUUGAAGAGCAUAUUCACGAUGCCGAAGAAAUCCGUUACAUUCUUGACGGAUCCGGCUAUUUUGAUGUUCGUGACCCCAAUGACAAGUGGGUUCGGGUCCACAUCAAGAAGGGAGACUUGAUGACUCUUCCUGAGGGAAUCUACCAUCGUUUUACUUGUGACGAGACCGAUUACAUCAAGGCCAUGCGUCUCUUCAAGGGGCAACCAGUAUGGACUCCAUUUAAUCGUCCGCAAGAAGAGCAUCCUUCUCGUAAGGCUUAUGUCACUGAGUUCAUGGAAGAGAAGAAGACUGACGAGUAA